Fundulus heteroclitus (mummichog) is the source of this 753-nucleotide messenger RNA. It is a transcript of the gene cunh19orf53, whose product is annotated as chromosome unknown C19orf53 homolog. Lineage: Eukaryota; Metazoa; Chordata; Actinopteri; Cyprinodontiformes; Fundulidae. The transcript is spliced from 4 exons. Bases 73 to 366 code for a protein of 97 amino acids. The record is from RefSeq and is a predicted model, not a curated record.
AGACGAACACGUAAAGCGCCUCAAUGUGCGGCGAAGAAAAGAAAUAACUUGUUGUGCGCACUCUCGUCAAAAAUGGCUCAGGGCUCAAAGAAGUUUAAGGCUCAGCGUCCAGGAGCGACCAAGAAACAUCAACAAAACAAGCAGAAAGGACCGAAGAAAGGAGGGAGGAUCAUCGCACCUAAAAAGGCACAAGUGGUUGAGCAACAGAAGCUGAAGAAGGGUAUGGAGGUUGCCAUCAGGAACAAGAUCGAGCAGGAGGUGACCCAGAAGGCCAGCACCUCCCUCCACAAGCCCCUGUCUGUGGUCAAAGGUGCUGAGGGGAAAGGGAAGCCCGCAGCUUCCCGUCCCGGAACCAGCUCCAAAUAGGGCCGCAGCACACCUGGACCUCCUCAGGAGAGCUAAAACAAACCAAUCAGAAAUCAGAACAAAAAAGGGAAGACCUCUGAUGCCAAACCGCUGCAUCCGUCAGAAAACUUCACCUAUCAGAGGAUUUAUUUUUAUUUCUACAAAAUGAAAGCUUUAUUCAACAAGUUAACCUGUGAAAUGGUGUUCAUUCAGAGAUGUAUUUAAUCCAAUCUUUAUUUAAACCUUUGUAAAUGUUAGUAGCUUGUGCAGUUCAGAGGCGAUGUAUUUAUGCAUCUACAUUUAAGCAUUAUGAUUACGAUGCUACUGUGCUAUAACAUGUAUUAGAGGCAGUUACGUGACUAAAUAAAGUGCUUGAAAUAAAAUAAAUUGGAGGGAGAAAAACUGCAA